GCGAUCAAUCGCGGAGUUCUGUCGGUUCUGUGUUGUGUUGGGCGUGCUGGAUAUGCGUGUUGCCGUCAUUGCCGUCGUUUGAAGUGAACUGUGAACUUAUGAUGUCCAGUUUCUUUCUGCUGCUUCGGAAACGCCUACAGAGCCUCAUAUAGCGUUCGCGGUCCGUUGUCCCCGCAGUGGAUAAGGCCCUCCACCCUCGGAGAAUGGUCAGGGGUCGAGGCACUGCGGGGUGCGUGCGUUAGGUUUCUCGGAAGCACAACGCCCUGUGCCGAUCCCUGUCGAGGAGCUCCCAUUUUGCAAUGGCCGGACACUUCCGAUACUCGGUAUGGGAUCCGCUUCUCAUCAUAUCCCAAAUGGUCACGCUGCAGUGCAUGUACUACGUGGGACUGGGCUUCUGGAUUUGCUUCCUCGACGUCCUCACGGGGCAAAUGCUCUCUUUGGACCAGCUGUUUGCCUAUGAGGCGGUGCACAUCAAGGACAUCCGAGGACGCUGCAUCAUAGGAUCGUACAUAAUCAAUUCACUUUUUGGGUCUGUUGGACUGUGGUACUUCGUCCAGAGAACGAAGCAGUGCCUGGACUUUUCGUGCACGGUUCACUUUUAUCACUUGCUGGCCUGCUGGGUGUACAACGGUGCAUUCCCGCACACCCUGUCGUGGUGGCUGCUCAACACGGCAUGCGUGACCGUCACGUGCGUGUGUGGCGAGUUUCUGUGCAUACGGACCGAGAUGAAGGCCAUCCCCCUUAGUCUGUCCCCCAAGGCAGACCUGUGAUGGGUGCCGUGAUGUAAUGGGAAGGCACACUAUUUAUUUCAGGGUUACCCUGUUCAGGCAAUUGGAGACACACCAGUCUAGUUUUUAGGCAUUGCUAGGUAAUAAAGCAUGUACAUGUUCA
Ixodes scapularis (black-legged tick) is the source of this 891-nucleotide messenger RNA. RefSeq names its product protein SYS1 homolog (gene Sys1). Gene Ontology annotation, cellular component: trans-Golgi network; Golgi membrane. The record is from RefSeq and is a predicted model, not a curated record. The transcript is spliced from 3 exons. NCBI's taxonomy places the organism in Eukaryota, Metazoa, Arthropoda, Arachnida, Ixodida, Ixodidae. The coding region runs from base 300 to 770 and encodes 156 amino acids. Gene Ontology annotation, biological process: Golgi to endosome transport; protein localization to Golgi apparatus; Golgi to plasma membrane protein transport.